AUGACUUCUACCGGUGUUUGGAUAGCUUCCUUCGUUGUGUUCUAUUAUAUUGCAGGCAGGCUAUACAAAUCAUACAGAUAUUCCGCGAAAUCACGCCACUUCAACUGUGAAGAACCAGUAACGCAUGAAGCGGUCAGUCGCUGGCCUUUCGGUCUUGACCUCUUCAAGAGAAUAUUGGAUGCUGAGCUAGGGAAAUACUUCCCAAACUUCCUUCAAGGCAAUGUCGAACGUUAUGGCAACACAUUCAGAUAUCAUGUCAUGGGCUCGUCGACUGUUUUUACUAUAGAUCCUAGGAACAUUAAAGCCACUCUCGCGACACAAUUCGACGAUUUUCAAAUCCCACAAAUGAGUCAGCUUCUCAAACUACCAGGAAAUCACGACAAAGUCGACGACACCGGAAUAGACUUCGCAGCUGAAUUCGACAACGCUCUAUCUUGGACAUCUCUUCGGUGCCGUUUCGCUGAUAAAUACUGGCUGGUCACCAGCAAAGGCUUUACCAAUUCUUGCAACAGAUUAAACGAGUACGUGGAUCAUUUUGUCCAGCUCGCUCUCACCAGAAACUCGCUAGGCAAACCUCAGGAUGAAGACGACGUAUCCGGUGCCAAGGAAAAGUACAUUUACCUGGAUGCUCUUGCAAAAGAAACUUAUGAUCCUGUUGACCUUCGCUCUCAAUGUCUACAUUUGCUUUUGGCAGGCAGAGACACCACCGCCUCGUUAUUAGGAUGGUUGUUUCUCUGCCUUGCUCAAAAUCCCACGUAUUACCAAAAGCUUCGCAAAAUUGUUAUCGAAAACUUCGGAACGUACGAAAAUCCUUCUGAAAUUACCUUUUCCGACCUCAAACGUUGCAGAGACCUCCAGUAUUACUUGAAUGAAGCUUUGCGACUUUAUCCACCGGUGCCUCACGAUGUUAGAGAAGCGAGCAAAGAUACAACCCUGCCUUUUGGCGGCGGAAAGGAUGGGAACUCAAAAGUUUUCGUCCCCAAAGGGACAGUGAUUGAAUAUAGCGUUUAUGUCAUGCAUCGAAGAAAGGAAAUAUGGGGUGAUGAUGCCGAUGAAUUCCGACCAGAGAGGUGGGAGGGGAAGAAAGUUGGCUGGGAAUUUUUACCUUUUAAUGGCGGCGCAAGGGUUUGUAUUGGACAGCAAUUUGCGCUGAAUGAAGCUGGAUAUGUUACUGUAAGGCUUCUUCAGCGGUUCGAUAUGAUUGAGAACAUGGAGACAGACCCAGUGAUUAAGCAUGACUAUAAACUCACGGACGCCUCCGCCAACGGUGUGAAAGUCAAGCUUCAUAUUCCCACUGCAUAA
Sclerotinia sclerotiorum 1980 UF-70 is the source of this 1302-nucleotide messenger RNA. RefSeq lists its product as hypothetical. The transcript has 3 exons. Gene Ontology annotation, molecular function: oxidoreductase activity, acting on paired donors, with incorporation or reduction of molecular oxygen; monooxygenase activity; heme binding. Lineage: Eukaryota; Fungi; Ascomycota; Leotiomycetes; Helotiales; Sclerotiniaceae. Bases 1 to 1302 code for a protein of 433 amino acids. The record is from RefSeq and is a predicted model, not a curated record.